AAAAACUUUUCUGAAAUUUUUAAAGAAUCAUAAAAAUUAAUUAAAAUAAAAGAAAAUGGUGAAGAAAAAGAUAGAUAAUCGCAUCCGUUUGAUGAUUGAGAAUGGCGUUAAGCUGAAGCAUCGUACAAUGUUCGUUAUAGUGGGCGAUAAAGGACGAGAUCAGGUACCAAUUCUGUAUGAUAUGCUGGUCAAAUCAUCUGUGAAAUCGAGACCGACUGUAUUGUGGUGCUACAAGAACAAAGAUGAAGCCAUCUCAAAUCAUGGCCGAAAACGAGCAAAAAAGAUACAGGCAGGAAAGGUGAAUAUCGAGGAAGCAGAUUUGUUUGAUGUCUUUAGAUGUUCUACGACAAUUCAUGGAAAAUAUUAUAAAGAUUCUCAUCAAAUACUUGGUCGAACAUACGGAGUUUGUGUCUUGCAGGAUUUUGAAGCUCUUACGCCUAAUUUACUGGCCAGAACUGUUGAAACAGUCGAAGGUGGUGGAUUAAUUAUUCUAUUGUUGAAAACAAUCAAAUCAUUGAAGCAAUUAUACACGAUGAAUAUGGAUAUCCACAAAAGAUAUCGAACAGAUUCACAUCAAGAAGUCAAAUGUCGCUUUAAUGAACGAUUAAUUCUGUCACUAGCUGAUUGCGAUCGAUGUCUUUUAGUUAAUGACAAUCUUGCUGUACUUCCAUUAAGCUUGAAGACAGGAAACAUUGAAGCGAUUGAUGUUGGCGAAAUUUUAAAAUCACCAAAUGAUGAGGAACUAGAAGAAUUAAAGGAAUCACUAAGAGAUACGCCACCUGCUGGUCCAUUAAUCAACUUGUGUAAGACAUUAGAUCAAGCAAAAGCUGUGGCACAGUUCAUUGACUCACUCGCUGAGAAACAAUUAAAGCCACCAACAUCAUUAACAGCUGCUCGUGGACGAGGUAAAUCAGCAGCUAUGGGAUUAGCAGUUGCUGGAGCUGUAUCUUUUGGUUACAGUCAAGUUUAUGUCACUUCUCCAUCUCCUGAAAAUUUAAUAACAUUUUUCGAGUUUGUUAUGAAAGGAUUUGAUGCUUUAGCUUAUCAGGAACAUCUCGACUACACAAUCAUUCGAUCUACAAAUCCUGAUUUCAAUAAAGCUAUUGUAAGGAUCAAUUUGACAAGAAACAAUCGCCAGACAAUUCAAUUUAUUUCACCAAAUGAUGCUCAUUUACUAAAUGCUGCUGAUUUACUGAUCAUCGAUGAAGCUGCUGCAAUUCCACUUCCAUUAAUUAAAGCUAUGCUUGGACCAUACCUAGUUUUUAUGGCUUCAACUAUUAAUGGAUAUGAAGGAACUGGAAGAUCAUUGAGUUUAAAACUAUUGUCACAGAUCCAGAAAGAAAAUAAUGCACCACCGCCUAUCAAAUUAGAGGAAUCAAUUCGUUAUAAUCCAAAUGAUUCCGUCGAAAAAUGGUUAACAUCAUUAUUAUGCUUAGAUGUUCAAGCUUUACCUCAUUUAAGCAGUGGAUGUCCAACACCUGAUUUAUGUGAAUUAUACUAUAUCGAUCGAGAUGCAUUAUUUUCAUAUCAUCGCGCUGCUGAAUCAUUCUUACAAAGAGUUGUGUCCAUUUUCGUUUCAUCACAUUACAAAAAUACACCAAAUGACCUGCAAAUGUUGAGCGAUGCACCUGCACAUCAUAUUUUCUGCUUAUUAGGUCCAAUCACUAAGAAAGAUCAACUUCCAGAAAUUCUCGUCAUCAUUCAAGUCUGUUUGGAAGGAAAAAUUUCACAGAAAAAAUUAAAUGAUUCAGCUGGAUCGCGUUCAGCUGGCGAUUUAAUUCCUUGGAAUGUCUCUGAACAGUUUAAUGAUCGAGAAUUCACAAAACUUUCUGGUGCAAGAAUCGUUCGUGUUGCUACACAUCCGAAUUAUCAGAGAAUGGGAUAUGGAAAGAAAGCAAUAAGCUUGUUAAAGAAUUAUUAUGAAGGCAAAUUCACAUCAUUAAAUGAAAAUGACGACGAAAGUGAAGGUGAAGGAUUUGAGGAAAUUAAUGAUGACGAAGCUGAUUUAUUGACGGAAGUGAUUAAACCUAGGAAAAAGAUUCCUACAUUAUUAAAGCGUUUGCAGGAAAGAAAACCUGAAGCUUUAGAUUACAUUGGAACUUCUUAUGGUCUGACACAAGAAUUGCUGAAAUUCUGGAAGAGUCAAAAGUUUGUUCCAGUUUAUUUGAGUCAAAAAGAAAAUGACUUGACUGGUGAACAUUCGUGUAUUAUGAUUGCGUCUUUAAAUGCUGAAAGAGUUGAGACAAAGGAUUGGCUACAGGAAUAUUACAUUGAUUUCCGUAGACGGGUUCUAAAACUGUUUCCAAAAUCUUUCACAAAAUAUUCUACAGCAUUAGGACUGUCACUAUUAGAAAACAAGAAUGUCAAAAUUCCAAGUAAGGAAUUAGCUCAACAGGAAUUAAAUUCAUUUUUGACACCACAUGAUGUUCAACGUUUAGAAUCAUAUGUCAGGAAUCAAAUAGAGUAUCGUCUAAUUUUGGAUUUAACCAAUGACUUGUCAUCCUUGUACUUUCAAAAUAAGCUACCAAAUGCACCACUUGAUGCUUUACAAAAAGCAAUUUUGUUAGGAAUAGGAGCACAAAAUAAGCAAUUUGAGAAUCUUGUGGCUGAAUUUAAUAUGCCAAACAGUCAAAUUCUUGCUAAAUUUUAUGAUACAGUAAAGAAAUUGACUAAAAAUAUCCUUCAAAUCAUGCAAAAGACAAUUGAAAGUGAAAUGCUCGAUGAGGUCCAAUUAAAUGCUGGAAAAGAAUUUAAGCCAUUAGAACAGACAAUGGAUGAGGAACUGGACGAAGAAGCUAUGAAAUUGGAGAAGAAACAAAAGAAAGAAUUGAUAAAAUUAAAGAAGGAAUCAUUAGCUCAAUAUGCCAUAAAAGGAAAUGACAAGGACUGGGCGAGUGCAUUAAAGAAAUCUGACAAAAAAUUGGUCAUUUCCGUUAAAAGUGGUGAAAAACGUGGUUUAACAGAACUAGAUGAAGAUGAGGAAGAGAAGGAACGACCAAGUUUUAAUAAGAAUAAGAAGAAGAAAUUUCACGGUAAGAAGGAUCGAUUUUUUAAAGCUUAAUUAAUGUUUUUAAAUGAAUUAAAGAUUUAUGAAAUAAAGUUAAAAAUAACGAC
This is a messenger RNA of Chironomus riparius, 3114 nucleotides long. The record is from the annotation of a GenBank genome assembly. NCBI's taxonomy places the organism in Eukaryota, Metazoa, Arthropoda, Insecta, Diptera, Chironomidae.